Molecule: messenger RNA, 2092 nt
Organism: Umbelopsis ramanniana AG
Lineage: Eukaryota; Fungi; Mucoromycota; Umbelopsidomycetes; Umbelopsidales; Umbelopsidaceae
Exons: 6
Coding region: 76-1779 (567 amino acids)
Source: RefSeq, a predicted model, not a curated record
CUUGCCACUUGAGUGUUCCUUUGUUCCAUCCCACCUUCUCAUCAUCCCGGAAACCAUCUCUUCCCUGAUCCAUUCAUGUCCACUCAGGUGAUUCCUGCAGCUGUGACGUCUCCAUCUGAAGGAGAAAAGCCUACAUCUGAAGAACCACCUCAACCGCGACCGUCAUCUAAGGCUAUUUUACGUAAAGCUCUUGCAUUAGCCAACGAUGCCGUCCUGAGCGAUACUGCCAACAAUGUCGAUGGUGCGGUUGAAGCUUACUCUGAAGCUGUACGUCUAUUGGACAUUGUUCUUGGAUCCAUGGAAAACGAGUCUGACAAAGCCAAACUUCGUGACAUUCAUGCAACGUACUCCGAACGAAUACGACUUUUAUCAAAACUCAGUAAGCAGAGUGUCCCUGCCACGCCCCCUCGAGCUACCACGCCUCCACCACCAGCACAACUGCCACUACCAAGUGAGCCUGAGGUACAACCCGUGCCAACCAGUAGUACCGACGAAAACACCGUGCGAAUCGCAAAUGUUCAGGCCCCACCCACUCAUAUUGUCAUGAUGCCAUCCACCAGUACUCCAACACCGGGCAAACCGUCCACACGACGUAAAACCAAUCGACGAAGUGCCAGCUUUAGUGAAAUGACUAAUCAGCGAGUAUCUGUAUUCAACAUUCCUCCUCCUCCGCCGUUUCAACCGCCUCAACAAUUGAAAGAAACCAGCACGAAGAACCGUUCCCAACUGAGUCUGGAGAUACCGAAAGUGACCUCCCUACCACCAAAAAAGAAGUCUCCUAGCUUGCCUGUCCCACCACCGCCAGCUGACCCUCCGUUCUCAGCUGUCAAGGCUGUCGAUCUUACCCAAAAUACAGAAUCCUUGAGUGUUGUCACAGAUGAAUUAGAUGAUCCUGUUAAAACACUGGCCAGUGUAUUAUCGGAAAGUCCUACAGACGUUGAUCUUUCCAACCCUCCACCUCCUCCAUUCCAUUCGACUGUCAACAACAGAUCCGCACAACAUCUUAAACCUCCGCCACGAACUCACAGUAUCAUUGGUCACACUAUUCCUAGAGCUCGCAAAAGCUCUCUCCUUGCUACCAGCGUCUACCGUAGUGCAUCUCCCAGUCAAGAAGACCAUGAAACCAAUGCUAAUCAGGCAUUCGCUCGUUUGACCGGGCAGCGUGCUCCUGCCGAAGUAUUGCGCGUUGGCUCUGCGGAAGGCAGCGGUGAACGCUUUGACCGCAAUGCCACCAUCAAGGCGCUUUCAUUAAUGCGCUCGUUAGAACUAAGUAUGACCGUUGGCUGUCAUAUUACUCAGCGACUUUAUGUACCUAAGAAUCUAUGGUACCAACCUAAUAUUCGGUUACCGUCGGUAGAUGUCAAAGUUAGCAUAUGUGAAACUUUGUUAAUGGCUCUGACCCGCCUGGAAGCGUGGCAGCGACUCGACGAUAUAAGAGGCACAUUGGCGCAAUUAGCGGCCAUAGAGAAUACUUUGGAGAACGCCAAAGUAUCGUUAACUAGAAAGUUAGGCAUGCCUAGAUCACGAUCAGAACACAGCUUGCCCAAUGAAGAACCUGAAAUCUAUCGCAAGGAAACACAAGCUCGUAAGCACCAGUCGAUCAUUGCCUGGGGCUCAAAGUUUACAAAAUCAGUCGAACGGAUGAAUGCCUUCAACUUGACCAAAAGUACUGAUGACCCCCAUCAAUAUGUCGAUACGCUGGUUCGUUUGUUCCGAUCCGUGCAUGUGCUAGGUAAGCAUUACCAUCAUUUGACCUUCUGCACCUACACUGGAUUCUGACCGUUCUAUCCAGAUGCUUGGCUGCGUCACUACCACGCACUGUUAUUGGACCCUUAUCAACCUCAUGACAAGAAGCCACAGCUGGAUGCUGUGGUUCAGAAAAUCGGCUCCAUCUGCCUUGCCAUGCACACGACGGUGUGUAGCUUUGUCAUUCGGGAUUUGUCUAUCAUGCUGGGCAAGUGGGUCAAACGUGGUGGAGGUUGGGUUGGCGAGUAGAUGCAAAUCCAACGAAACUUUCUUUCGAAUUUAUAAUCUCUUGAUAUACCCCCCAAAUUAAUACAUUAUUCUUGUUUUUUUUUAUUUUCCCUACGUG